AGCAGGAAUGUUAGCAUAGCAUAAGAAAAAGAGAGAAAGAAAAAUGGUAGGAACAAAUUGCUACUCAAACCCGGCAACCCUGAAUGCAUCAAGUGGUGCUGGCUAUGUUACCAACAUUGCUGGUGUUAAUUCCUAUGUCACUGGUUCCCCUCUCUCCGUGCUCGUCUGUUUUAUGGUCUCCGAUAUUUUUGGGAUCAAUGCAACACUUUUUAGGGACUUGGCAGACAAGGUUGCAAGAAAAAACGGGUGUUAUUGUGUCUGUCCCGACUUCUUCAAUGGGGACCCUUUUGAUCCUGAGAAUGAGAACAGGCCUUUACCUGUUUGGUUAAAAGAUCAUGAACCGGAAAAAGGUAUUGAAACAGCAAAACCUGUUAUUGAAGCCUUAAAAAGGGAAGGUGCUUCUGCUAUUGGAGCUGCUGGUUUUUGUUGGGGCGGUAAGACUGUUACUGACCUUGGGAAAUCCAAACAUGUCCAAGCUUCAGUGUUAUUACAUCCAGCAUAUGUCGAAGUGGAUGACAUCCGUGGUAUUAAGACUCCAAUUGCUAUACUUGGAGGUCAGAAUGAUACAAUUACUCCUCCAAAGCUUAUAAAACAAUUUAAGCAAGCCCUACAAAAUGCUAAACCUAAGGUUGAUAGUUUUGUAAAAAUAUUUCCUAACGUUUCACAUGGUUGGACUGUGAGGUACGACCCUAAAGAUCCAAAAGCUGUGAAGGCUGCAGAGAAGGCUCAUGAUAUCAUGAUAGGUUGGUUUGAUAAAUAUCUAAAGUGAGAAAUCUUGUUUUGUGAUAUCAUUUGUGUCCUUGGGUGGAGGAUGGAACUCCACCUAGUUGUAUUUAUGAAAAAAUAAAUUGUCAUGACCAAUCCUAGGGACGUGACAGGUGCAAUAAGAUUUUAUUAUUAAAGAGAUAUAAUAUCAAUUUCAUUAUUGAACUA
Molecule: messenger RNA, 933 nt
Organism: Glycine soja
Lineage: Eukaryota; Viridiplantae; Streptophyta; Magnoliopsida; Fabales; Fabaceae
Product: endo-1,3;1,4-beta-D-glucanase-like
Exons: 7
Coding region: 44-769 (241 amino acids)
Molecular function (GO): hydrolase activity
Source: RefSeq, a predicted model, not a curated record